Messenger RNA from Poeciliopsis prolifica (blackstripe livebearer), 2129 nucleotides. Its product is annotated as alpha-N-acetylgalactosaminide alpha-2,6-sialyltransferase 1-like. The record is from RefSeq and is a predicted model, not a curated record. Lineage: Eukaryota; Metazoa; Chordata; Actinopteri; Cyprinodontiformes; Poeciliidae. Gene Ontology annotation, molecular function: sialyltransferase activity. The transcript is spliced from 9 exons. The coding region runs from base 31 to 1305 and encodes 424 amino acids.
CCACAUUUUUCACGUCUUUAUUUCGCAGGAAUGGCACGUCAAGCAGUCAAGCUGUUUUCUUUUGUGACAGUGAUUUUAUUCAGUAUUGUUCUUUUCAUAAUGUCUCAGGGAUAUUUACCAAGUAACAUCAGAUAUAGAUGGGUAGCCACGUCGACAGUAAAACAUUUCAAAGGACUGAACAGCUUUUAUAAAAAUGAAAGACUGUGGCAAAAAGAAGGAAAUGUGACCUUGUUAAAUGCUACAAGAGAUUCACUGACAGUGUUAGAGAUGAAUCAAAUGAAUAAAUAUCGCGUUGAAUAUCCUAUUCCAAUGAUACACAAGAGAAACUUCAAGAAGCUUCCUCAGUGGACAUUUGAGGAUAUUUAUAACUUGGAUGCUCCGCCAAGAUCUACGAAAUGUGCCCAUUCUCUGCACAACUCCAAGGACGAGGACUUUCAGAAAGCUUUCCUUCCCAACAUUCGCAUGUUUCUCCAUAAAGAUAACAUCAACAUGAGAGAGUGGAACCGGCUUUCACACUUCAACAAUCCCUUUGGCUUUAUGGAAAUGGCGUAUGAAGAUGUAAUGCCAGUGUUGAAGCUGAUCUCAAAGCCCAAAGAACCGCUGCUCCGCCCAAAACCAGGUGGGGACGGCUGCAUUCGCUGUGCUGUGGUGGGAACAGCAGGCAUCUUGAACGGCUCCAAAAUGGGCGCUGAGAUUGAUGCGCACGACUACGUGUUUAGGAUGAACGGCGCGGUGAUCGAAGGCUAUGAGGAAGACGUGGGGAACAGAACAUCAGUGUAUGUUCACACGUCUUUCUCCAUCUCCUCGUCCCUUUACCGAUUCAAGAAGUACGGAUACAAAUCAGCUCCACAUGAUGAGGGUAUAAAGUACGUCAUGAUUCCCGAAGGGAUGAGGGAUUACAAGUGGCUCAAGGCUCUGAUCAGAGAAGACAAGGAGUCUAAAAACAACCCCAGAACUUACUAUUCAGGCCAGUACAAUGAGAGCCGCUUUUAUGUUCUGCACCAGGAUUUCCUGCGAUACGUACGAAACAGGUUUUUAAAAUCAAACAAUCUUAAUCGAGGAUACUGGGCAAUCGUUCGUCCAACCAACGGGGCAUUCACUGUCUUCACAGCUCUGCAUGCUUGUGACACUGUGAGUGCCUACGGAUUCAUGACAGAAGACUACAACAAAUACUCCUGCUACUACGUUGAGAGGCACCUGAAAACCAACGUGAUUUUCUACAGCAACCACGACUACAUUAUGGAGAAGAAUUUAUGGAAGAGGCUUCACGACAAAAAGAUAAUAAAGCUUUACCAAAGAACUUGAUCACAAGAUGGGAUCAACAAACUGAAACUCUGAGGAUGACUGUUGCAUAUUUUGAAAACAAAAUGUACAGAGAGAGUAUUUACUCUCGUUUCUAUCAUGCUUUCAUGGUGGAUUAAAUAAAUGUGAAAUGUAUGAAGAUUUUAGGUACAAAUGUUGCAGGUGAUAUUUGGAAAUGUAAUCAACAUUGUGUGGCUGAAUGAAAUGAGGAUUUAAUUUAAUCUGCAAAUUCCCAGAAAAUAUGUGGAUUUUGUAAGAUUUGUGCAAAAGAAUGUCCCACAACUUAUUGUUUACUGAAGAACAAUGAGACCGGCUUCUGUUUUCUUCUUUAGGACUUUCUGGGAUAUGUACUGAUCAGGUCAGCAUUGUUUUUGCCGAUUUUUUGGCACAUUGUGGCCUCUAUCAGAUAAUACAAACAAGGUGGAAAAGGGAAAGACUUGCAGAAAAUUACAGCAACCAGGAAUCAAACCCAAGAAAACUGCAUCGAGGUUUAUAGCCUUUUAUAUGUUGCUUCAGCACCAGAAACUGAGCAGCAAACCAAGGUCAAUAUUUAAUCACCAUAAAGCGGUGAACACUCUUUCACUAAUUUGCUAAUGACAGAGCUCACUUUUAGCACCUUAAACCUGAGAAACUACAUCUUUCAGUCAUGAAAUAAAUAUGUUCACCUUGACAUCAACCACCCAGCAUUGUUUGCAACACAAUGUUUGUAUGUGAUGAAUAUUAUGUGAAUAAAUGCUUCCCGAACCGCACCCCAUCGCUUCGGUGCCAGACACAUAAUUAUAGAUAAUUUCCUUCACUAAGUGUUAGUUUUUAGUGAACUUGUCACA